This is a messenger RNA of Coregonus clupeaformis (lake whitefish), 950 nucleotides long. RefSeq names its product parkin coregulated gene protein homolog. Gene Ontology annotation, cellular component: cytosol; neuron projection; vesicle. The transcript is spliced from 5 exons. NCBI's taxonomy places the organism in Eukaryota, Metazoa, Chordata, Actinopteri, Salmoniformes, Salmonidae. The coding region runs from base 1 to 693 and encodes 230 amino acids. Gene Ontology annotation, molecular function: Hsp70 protein binding; Hsp90 protein binding. The record is from RefSeq and is a predicted model, not a curated record.
AUGUGCACAAAUAUGAGAGCCCUGGAGCUGAAAACCGAAGGAUUUACGGUGAAGUCAACAAUGAAGAACUCCGUGGUUGUGGGACCGCCGGCAGCGGGGGCCUUCCGGGAGAGGCCGGCCAAGCCCACUGUGUUUCGCAAGUUCUACGAGAGAGGAGACUUCCCCAUCGCUCUGGAGCAUGACACCAAGGGAAACCGCAUUGCAUGGAAGGUGGAGAUCGAGAAGCUUGACUACCACCACUACCUGCCUCUGUUCUUUGACGGGCUGUGUGAGACGGGGCACCCCUACGAGUUCUUGGCCCGCCAGGGGGUCCACGACAUGCUAGAGCACGGGGGCUCCAAGAUCCUGCCAGUCAUCCCCCAACUCAUCAUCCCCAUCAAGAAUGCCCUGAACACACGGAACAGGCAGGUGAUCUGCACCACGCUGAAGGUGCUGCAGCACCUGGUGGUGUCUGGAGACAUGGUGGGAGAGGACCUGGUGCCUUACUACAGACAGAUCCAACCUAUCCUCAACAUCUUCAAGAACAUGAACAUGAACUCGGGGGAUGGCAUUGACUACAGCCAGCAGAAGAGGGAGAACAUCGGAGACCUGAUCCAGGAGACCCUGGAGGUGUUUGAGCGCUACGGGGGCGAGGACGCCUUCAUCAACAUUAAAUACAUGGUGCCCACCUACGAGUCCUGCAUGCUCAACUGAGUGGAGGGACACAGUUGCAACCACCCAACAUCAUUAACUCACCCUCAACCCUUCAACCACCCAACAUUAUUAACUCCCCCUCAACCCUUCAACCACCCAACAUCAUGAACUCAGCCAACAUCAUUAACUCACCCUCAGCCGUUCAACCACCCAACAUCAUUAACUCACCCUGAACCCUUCAACCACCCAACAUCAUUAACUCACCCCCAACCCUUCAACAUCAGUAACUCACCCUUCAAUCACCCCAAAUCACUAAC